This is a messenger RNA of Spodoptera litura, 2089 nucleotides long. RefSeq names its product retinaldehyde-binding protein 1. NCBI's taxonomy places the organism in Eukaryota, Metazoa, Arthropoda, Insecta, Lepidoptera, Noctuidae. Gene Ontology annotation, cellular component: membrane. Gene Ontology annotation, molecular function: phosphatidylinositol bisphosphate binding. The record is from RefSeq and is a predicted model, not a curated record.
CACCGUACAUUGUUGCACCUAUCUCAGUGUUGAAGCGACACUCGGUGCGGUGGGUACGGCCAUCGCACGACUUUCAAAUUUCGAAUUUUUAUAUUUUUUAAUUUACAUAGCUUGUGUUGUAAGUGAAAUAAUUUUAUUAAACCGUCUAUCAUCUGUGAAAACUCUUUGAGUUUCCUUUGGGAUAAAUAAAACGUUUGUCUUUGGUUGGAAUUUCCUUUGCUUGCAGUUUUUAGGAUAAAUCAAAAUGGCGACCUCAGUCCUCCAGCCCGAAGAUUGCCGAAGGGAGCACGAACCAAAACACGAGGUCAUCGAUGCGCCGAGGUUAACCGAUGAUGACCGAACGUAUUUACUCGAGGCUAAAGAACGGGAAACCGGUGAACUGCCCGCAGAACUGAGGGAAAAAGCCAGGACUGAACUGAGAGAGGAACCAGCGCUUAGGGAACAGGCUUUAGAACAAAUGAGACACUUUAUAGAGAAACAUCCAGCUAUCAAGAAGUGUAGAACUGACACACCAUUCCUCCUCCGUUUUCUCCGAACAAAGAAGUACUCAAUCCCGCAAGCGUGUUCCAUGCUGGAGAGAUACCUCACCAUCCGAGAGAUGUAUCCUCAAUGGUUCAAGAAACUAGACCCUCUGGACCCUAAGAUCGCUGCUGUAAUUGACGCUGGAUACUUGGUACCCUUGCCUAAAAGAGAUGCUGAAGGCAGGCGAGUUGUUCUGUCUUGUAUGGGUCGCUUCGAUCCUCAUCAGUUCGACAACUGCGUAAUGGCCCGCGUCCACUCUAUGAUCGUGGAACUGUUGCUGGACGAGCCACGGUCUCAAGUGCUAGGUUACACCCACGUCAAUGACGAGGCUGGUAUGCAGAUGCCCCAUGUUAGUCUGUGGUCUCUCACUGACGUCAGGGUUAUGCUGAACUGUAUUCAGAAUUCAACCCCAAUGAGGCAUAAGCGUACCCACUUCGUAAACAUUCCACACUACGGAGUUAAGUUCUUCGAGUUCGCCGUCUCUUUGCUCAGUGAUAAACUGAAGGACCGUGUGAUGUUCCACAGAACCAGUGAAGAUUUGAUGAAGCAUGUUGAUCCAUCGGUCUUGCCCAAAGAAUACGGUGGUACUGUGCCUCUCAAAGACAUGAUUGAAGAACUAAAACGCAACCUUCUGAAACACAGAGAAGCUUUGCUAGCUUUAGAUGAUAUGUCAGUAGAUUUACACGCAUUAGAGAAGAAUGAUCUAACUCAAGACAUACAUUCAACGGCAGGAUCUUUCAGGAAACUUGAAUUAGAUUAAGAUUGUUGUUGUAAAAUGACGCUAAUUAUGAGUCUAAGAAACAUUUUAUUGUUAUUGAUUAUUGUGUUUAAAGUGAAACUCUUUCAUUGAAAGUUUUUUGAGCGGGACGAAAAGCGUAGACAUAUUUUUAACCGACUUCAAAAAAGGAGGAGGUUAUUAUUCCACUUAUAGUUAACAUAUACUUCUUCAAAUCUUGCUUCGUUUUCAGAGUAAUUAUACUAGGGAUUAUAUUUAAUUUUAGUUCAAUAAUCAUUUUGUGAUGGCUAUUGUUAGUAACACAUUAUUCAAUAUAAUUACGCAAUAAAAUAAUCAUAUAUGCAAAUAGAUCUCAUUCACUGUUAUAAGAUUAUAUGAAAGAAAUAUUUAUAAAAACGUAAAAAUAAUUGCUUUCAAAGUUGUAUAUUUUAAAGAUUACAUUUUAUGGCAGUUUGCACUUUAAUUAAUUUUCUAAGCCUACAUUUAUUUUAUUUUAGUGACUAUUAUAGAGAGCUUGUGGCAGCCGUCGGUGGUGUCACGUUACCAUUCUUUACGGAAGGUUCUGAAAAAUAUUGUCAUUGUAUUCAGUUGCAAUGUGUGUAACUUAAUAACGAUUAGAUUUCUCGUAUAUUUAAGAUAACUGCCAAAAUGACAAACUGACUGCUGCAUUAAAUUAACCCCAUUUAGUAAUUUAAAAGGACCACUUUUUAACAGCGCUUUUUUGUAAUGAAUAUUAUUGUUAUUGAUUAUCAUCAUCGGUUUUGUGAGUCAUCCGAAGUAUUGUGGGUACAUAAUAUUUUAAGAUUUAAUUAAUAAAGUCAAUGACAACAA